This is a messenger RNA of Balaenoptera ricei (Rice's whale), 2938 nucleotides long. RefSeq names its product angiopoietin 2 (gene ANGPT2). Gene Ontology annotation, molecular function: receptor tyrosine kinase binding. NCBI's taxonomy places the organism in Eukaryota, Metazoa, Chordata, Mammalia, Artiodactyla, Balaenopteridae. Gene Ontology annotation, biological process: angiogenesis; Tie signaling pathway. The transcript is spliced from 9 exons. The record is from RefSeq and is a predicted model, not a curated record. Bases 505 to 1995 code for a protein of 496 amino acids.
GUUUCUGCAGCAUAUACAGUCCUGGUUGGACAGUACACAUCAUGCAGAGAUUUUUCCUGUGGCCUGGCUAGUGACCCCCCUACAGGAAGAUAACGGACAAGCCGGGAGGGCGGAGCAGCCAGCUACACAUGUCUAGCUGCUGUUAUCAACUUAUCAUAUGAGGAAAGGAAAGUGAUUGAUUCGGAUCCUGACACCGCAGGAUCUGGGGGAAGAGAGACAAAGGAGCAUUGAGGCUGAUCUGUAAGGCGAAUGCAGCCCUCACGAGGGAGCAGGAUUACUCUUCCUCCUGCGAUCUGACAGUUUACUGCGGGACCGGGACCGGGGAGAAGACAGCCUUAGAAAUCAAGGUCACCGCUGGGAAAGGAGGGAAGAGGAGACUUUCACUGAUGGACCCUGAGCCAUGGCCGCAGAGCCCCGUGUCUGAGAGGGCAGCUUAGCGCCCGGGAGUCUCAUGCGCCUUGCAGUUUGCUGAGCUGGGUGGUUUAUUACCGACAGAAAGAAAGAAUGUGGCAGCUUGUUUUCUUUACUCUGAGCUGUGAUCUGGUCCUAGCCGCAGCCUAUAGCAACUUUCGCAAGAGCAUGGACAGCAUCGGGAAGAGGCAGUAUCACGUCCGGCACGGCUCCUGCAGCUACACGUUCCUCCUGCCGGAGACGGACAACUGCCGCUCGCCCCCCAGCGCCUACGUGCCCAACGCCGUGCAGAGGGACGCGCCGCUCGACUACGACGACUCCGUGCAGCGGCUCCAGGUGCUGGAGAACAUCAUGGAGAACAACACCCAGUGGCUCAUGAAGCUUGAGAAUUACAUCCAGGACAACAUGAAGAAGGAAAUGGUGGAGAUACAACAGAACGCAGUGCAGAACCAGACCGCUGUGAUGAUAGAAAUAGGAACCAACCUGCUAAAUCAAACCGCAGAGCAGACCCGGAAGCUAACUGAUGUUGAAGCCCAAGUAUUAAAUCAGACAACAAGACUUGAACUUCAGCUUCUGGAACAUUCCCUAUCUACAAACAAAUUGGAAAAACAGAUUUUGGAUCAGACCAGUGAAAUAAACAAACUGCAAGAUAAGAACAGUUUCCUGGAAAAGAAAGUUCUAGAUAUGGAAGACAAGCACAUAGUCCAACUUCGGUCAAUCAAAGAAGAGAAAGAUCAGCUCCAGGUGUUAGUAUCCAAGCAAAAUUCCAUCAUUGAAGAACUAGAAAAACAAUUGGUGACGGCCACGGUGAAUAACUCAGUUCUGCAAAAGCAGCAACAUGAUCUGAUGGAGACAGUGCAUAAUUUACUGACUAUGAUAUCGACAUCAAACUCAGCUAAGCACUCCCUCAUUGCUAAGGAAGAACAAAUCAUCUUCAGAGAUUGCGCGGAAGCUUUCAAAUCAGGACUGACCACCAGUGGCAUCUACACGCUGACGUUCCCUAACUCCACGGAGGAGAUCAAGGCUUACUGUGACAUGGAAACAGCUGGAGGUGGGUGGACAGUUAUUCAGCGACGUGAAGAUGGCAGUGUUGAUUUUCAGAGGACUUGGAAAGAAUAUAAAGUGGGAUUUGGGAACCCUUCAGGCGAACACUGGCUGGGAAAUGAGUUUGUUUCACAAGUGACUAAUCAGAAACGCUACGUGCUUAAAAUACACCUGAAAGACUGGGAAGGGAAUGAGGCUUACUCGUUGUACGAUCAUUUCUAUCUCUCAAGCGAAGAACUCAAUUACAGGAUUCACCUUAAAGGACUCACGGGGACAGCCGGCAAAAUAAGCAGCAUAAGCCAACCAGGAAAUGAUUUUAGCACAAAGGACGCAGACAACGACAAAUGUAUUUGCAAAUGUUCACAAAUGCUCACAGGAGGCUGGUGGUUUGAUGCCUGUGGUCCUUCCAACCUGAACGGAAUGUACUACCCACAGAGGCAGAACACAAAUAAAUUCAAUGGUAUUAAGUGGUACUACUGGAAAGGGUCCGGCUACUCGCUCAAGGCCACGACCAUGAUGAUCCGCCCAGCAGAUUUCUAAAUGCCUGUGCACACCUGAGGAACGGUGUCUUCCAGUUUUCAAAGACUUAAUCCCAAAGCUCUGGAAGACACAGCUGCAUGCUGCCUCCCUAUCCAGCUCGGACAGACUGCCCGCGCUCCAGACCGAGGGGACCCGCGAGCUCCCAGUUAGAGCCCCAUCAACAUCACCCCUUAAACCCGCAUCACUCAACGAACCGAAGCACAACCCCCAACGAGCCACAGCCUGGCAUGGUGACCUGGUAGAAAGCCUACGGGAAGAUAAAUUUAAGCUUGCGAAUGAGACUGACAAUUUACAGGCUCUGUUGUCACAACCAAGAAUGUUAUGUGUGAGUCGAUCAGUAAAUAACUGGAAAACAGAACACUUAUGCCAUAUAGUAGAGAUAACCUUGGAACUGCAUUCUUCUGAGCACUGUUUAUAGACUGUGUAAAUAUCCAUAUGUCCUGAAUUCAGCACCACUAUCGUAAUUAAAAGGAAGGAAAAAUUCUCGAAGCCAUAAAAAUAUACUAUAUAUUCAGGGAUUUUUAUGAGAAGUGGUUAUUAGCGGUUUAAUAUUUGGAGAAGGAAAAACAUACUUAAUGCAUUUUUACUCCUCCUCGUAGGUGCUUUAAAUUUUCAUUUUGAGAACAGCAUAUUUGCAUAGGCAUUGAUAGGUUAGUUUUAAGUUAAUGCUCAAAUAUAUAUAUUUCAAGUUUCUAUGGUGAAAACUUUCAGGAUCUCUGAAAUUAUUAAUAGAAACGUGUUCUUUUAGUAUAUAUGAAGAUUGUACUAUUUUUUUUCAGCCUCGCUGUUAAAUAUGAAGGGAUUUUUAGUAAUUAAAUAUAACUUAUUAGGUGAGAUGACCGCAUUUAACUUUUAUGAUAUUUACAACAUUGUAACAUGAUUCUGAAACAAAUGAUUGUGCCUUGUGACAAGGAAAAUCUUGACUUUUAAUGAUGAAGAAAAU